AUGGCCACCGACUCGUGGGCCCUGGCAGUGGACGAGCAGGAAGCGGCUGUCAAGUCGAUGAGUAAUUUGCAAAUCAAGGAAGAAAAAGUCAAACCAGAUACCAAUGGUGUUAUUAAAACCAGUGCCGCUGCAGAGAAAACAGAUGAAGAAGAGAAAGAGGACAGAGCUGCCCAGUCUUUACUCAACAAGCUGAUCAGAAGCAACCUUGUCGAUAACACGAACCAAGUGGAAGUCCUGCAGCGGGACCCAAGUUCCCCGCUCUAUUCUGUGAAGUCCUUUGAGGAGCUUCGGCUGAAACCACAGCUUCUCCAGGGAGUCUAUGCCAUGGGCUUCAAUCGACCCUCCAAGAUACAAGAGAAUGCAUUACCCAUGAUGCUUGCUGAGCCCCCACAGAACCUGAUUGCUCAGUCUCAGUCAGGUACUGGUAAAACAGCCGCCUUCGUCCUGGCCAUGCUCAGCCGAGUGGAACCAGCAGAGAGAUACCCCCAGUGUUUGUGCCUCUCCCCAACAUAUGAGUUGGCACUUCAAACGGGAAAAGUGAUUGAGCAGAUGGGCAAAUUUCAUCCGGAACUAAAGCUUGCUUAUGCUGUUCGAGGCAAUAAAUUGGAAAGAGGUCAGAAGAUCAGUGAACACAUUGUCAUUGGCACCCCUGGGACUGUUCUGGACUGGUGCGCCAAGCUCAAGUUCAUUGACCCUAAGAAGAUCAAGGUGUUUGUUCUGGAUGAGGCUGACGUGAUGAUAGCUACUCAGGGCCACCAAGACCAGAGCAUCCGCAUCCAGAGGUAG
Molecule: messenger RNA, 786 nt
Organism: Puma concolor (puma)
Lineage: Eukaryota; Metazoa; Chordata; Mammalia; Carnivora; Felidae
Product: ATP-dependent RNA helicase DDX19A
Molecular function (GO): nucleic acid binding; RNA helicase activity; ATP binding
Source: RefSeq, a predicted model, not a curated record